Messenger RNA from Humulus lupulus (European hop), 2700 nucleotides. RefSeq lists its product as uncharacterized. The transcript has 6 exons. Lineage: Eukaryota; Viridiplantae; Streptophyta; Magnoliopsida; Rosales; Cannabaceae. Bases 1 to 2700 code for a protein of 899 amino acids. The record is from RefSeq and is a predicted model, not a curated record.
AUGGCGUCGGAAUAUAAGGAUUCCUCUGGUAGAAUUAGGUGUCCGUGUGUUAGAUGCAUAAACAAUAGGCUUGAAACUUUACCUAUGGUGAAAGCACACGUAUUCGAUUGGGGUUUUCAUCAAGGUUACGAGAAGUGGAUAUAUCACGGUGAAGCAGAAGCAGAUGUUGCCAAUGUGGUGGACGCCAACGAUGAUGAUGUUGACGAGAAGUGGAUAUUUCCGAUGGUCGAAGACUUCCUUCUACCUACAACCGAAGAAGUUGAAAAUAAUCCUGCGGCGGGACAAUUUUAUGACGAUCUGUUUGACGAGAUAGAGGCUGAGUUAUAUCCUGGUUGUAAUUGGAUAUCUUCUCUUAACUUUUUAGCAAAAUUAUUGCAUUUGAAAGUUAGAGGCAAGAUUCCGAAUAAAAUCUUCGAUGAAUUACUGAAAUUACUAAAGCUUGCAUUUCCGAAGGGAAAUAAAAUUCCAUCAACCUACUACGAGGCUAAAAAAAGAUUACAGAAAUUAGGGUUAGGGUACGAGUCAAUUCAUGUAUGUGAACAUGACUGUUGUUUGUUUUACAAAGAGCAUUCAACUAAAGAGACUUGUCCAAUUUGCGGAAGUAGUAGAUGGAUUUCUCCUGAAAAAACGGAUGGAAAAAAGGUACCACAUAAGGUGAUGCGUUACUUUCCAUUGACUCCUCGAUUAAAAAGACUGUACAGUUCAAGACUUACAGCGAAACAAAUGUUAUGGCACUAUACUGGGAAAUCAAAAGACGAUGGGAUAAUGAGACACCCAGUGGAUGGGUUAGCGUGGAAGGAUUUCGAUGCCAAACAUCCUGAUUUUGCUAGUGAACCUCGGAAUGUUCGUUUAGGUUUAGCUGCAGAUGGUUUCAAUCCGUUUGGCAACAUGAGUCAAGCAUAUAGUAUGUGGCCUGUGGUGUUGGCUAACUACAAUCUUCCACCUUGGAUGUGUAUGAAAGAUAAUAAUUUCAUAUUAUCCAUUCUUAUUCCUGGACCAAAAUCACCGGGAAAGGACAUGGAUAUAUUCUUGAGACCAUUGGUGGAUGAGUUAAAGGAGUUGUGGGUUAAUGGUGUCGAUACAAGAGAUAGUAUAACCAACACUAUGUUCAAAAGAUUCCUUCCAAGUAACCAUCGAAUGAGAAGAGACACUCAAUUUGACGGACAAAUCGAGAGAAGACGUCCACCAAGACGUUUUACUUGUGAGGAAAUAUUAGAACAAGUAAACAAACUUGUACCACAAGUUCCUGGAAAACACGAGAUGUUUGGAGGUGUCAAACGUAGGCGUAUUGCAGAAGAUCAAAAUUGGAGGAAGAAAAGCAUAUUUUAUGAGCUUGAUUAUUGGUCUUCGAACACUUUAAAACACAACAUUGAUGUCAUGCAUGUGGAGAAGAAUGUGUGUGAUAGUUUGUUAGGCACAAUCUUGGAUAAUGAUAAAUCCAAGGACACCACUAAUGCAAGACAUGAUUUGAAAAAGUUUGGAGUAAGGGAAUCGUUGUGGAUAUAUGAAGAUGACAGCGGAAAGUUAAUGAAGCCUCAUGCCCCUUAUGUUCUCACAUCUGAUCAAAGAAUGCAGUUUUGUAAAUUUAUUCGAGAUGUGAAAUUUCCAGAUAAUUUUUGUUCCAAUUUAAAGAAGAAAGUAAAUGCUGAUUUAACAAAUAUCAGCGGUUUAAAGUCCCACGACAGUCAUGCAAAUUUGUGCAAGAACUAUAAAGGUGUUGAAACAAGAUUUAAUCGUCUUGAUCGCAAUGAAGAUGAGGUGACACCAAGAAAUCUUUUUGUAUUUCAAUCGCAAUGUCGACCUAUAACAAAAGAAACUCUAAAGCCUCUUGAUCGUGCGACUCGUGAACAAGCAGAGUGUGAACACUUAGAAGAAAUCAAACAGAAAUAUCAGGAUGGAGAUCAUAACAUUUUACAUAAGAAAUAUUUUCAGCGAUGGUUUCACAAGAAGAUAUACGACUUACAAAAGCUUGGAUCGUUAGAUAAUGGUGACGAGUUGCUAGCUUUAGCAUCUGGAUCAGAUCAUUUAGGAGCUUAUUACGAAGGUUGUAUAGUGAAUGGUGUUCGAUUUAUGUCAACCAAACGAGAUUUAAAGAGGAGCACUCAAAACAGUGGAGUAUUUGUUGCUGGAACAGAAGAUUUUAACUAUUAUGGAAUACUUGAAGACGUAUUAAAGUUAACAUUUACUGGCACAUAUUCUGUGACAUUGUUCAAGUGUAAGUGGUUUAAUACAGAUCCAAGAAGGAAAAAAAUAAUUAUAGAGAAUAAUAUUACUAGUAUAAACACUAGCGGGGAAUGGUACAAGGAUGACCCAUAUAUACUUGCAAAUCAAGCGAAACAAGUAUUUUAUCUCGAUGAUUUACUUAGAGGAAAUCAGUGGAAAGUGGUUGAGGGGGUAAACCAUCGACAAAUUUGGGACGUCGAGAACUGUGAAGCUAAUUCAGACAUUGAUGUGGUACAUGAUAUUAGCUCAUCAAAUUUUGUGUUGACUGUGGAUCUCGGCGAGUUGGUUAUGCUACCUACUCAAAAUUCGAUUGACAUUAGUACAAUACAAAAUUUAAAUGUUAGUCAAGAGGAUCACGAGUUAGGCGAUGAAGAAGCAAAUGAAGAAUUAGAUGAAGAAGAUGAUUUACUAAUUGAUUUUUGUGAAGAUGAUGUUAAUGCUAAUUUAGUUAAUGAUGGAAGUGAUAGUGAUUAUUAG